This is a messenger RNA of Lithohypha guttulata, 1194 nucleotides long. RefSeq lists its product as uncharacterized. The record is from RefSeq and is a predicted model, not a curated record. Gene Ontology annotation, biological process: protein modification process; protein catabolic process. Bases 1 to 1194 code for a protein of 397 amino acids. Lineage: Eukaryota; Fungi; Ascomycota; Eurotiomycetes; Chaetothyriales; Trichomeriaceae. Gene Ontology annotation, molecular function: protein-N-terminal glutamine amidohydrolase activity; protein-N-terminal asparagine amidohydrolase activity. The transcript is spliced from 3 exons.
AUGAAUCAGGACGAACAGAGAGAUCAUUCUGGGUAUAAGCGGCCAAUGUGUCUGGCUUUUCAGUCUGAGAUCCUCGAUACAACGAUAGAAUUCUUCACCUUCGUUCGUCAGGACAAGCUGGAUCUGUAUUCACCUCUGCUCCCUUCAUCGUUAACCUCCCGAAAUAAUGUCAGCAUUGCGGCCAACUUUUCUCGUGCUGAAUCACUUCUGAUGCGAGAGGAGCGUUCUGGUACCUUAGAGAACAUAGACCUUCUAGUUCUGCCAGAACUUGCAUUCACAGGCUAUAACCAUCCGUCCUUGGCUGCUAUUGCUCCCUAUCUGGAACCGACAGCAGACGGACCUUCAACACGCUGGGCGAUAAGAACCGCCAAGCGCCUCAAAUGUACUGUCGCUGUUGGAUAUCCCGAAGCUGCAACAUCGCUCAGUCCAAGUGGCGAGAGCGGUGGAAACUGGAACACUGCUUACGAUGCCAAGAUCACAGCUGAUGAAGGCACGAUUGCUUACAAUUCCUUAGUCUUUGUCGAUGCGGAAGGACAAGUCGUGGCUCAUCAUCGCAAGCGCUUUCUCUACUAUACCGACGAAGCGUGGGCUCAAGAGGGGACUAGCUUCUAUUCGGGCGUUCUGCCCAUGGGCAAUUCUGGUAAACGUGUAAAGGCUGCAGCUGGAAUAUGUAUGGACGUCAAUCCAUACAAGUUUGAAGCUCCAUGGACAGCCUACGAGUUCGCGAACCAUUGUAGGACAGCGAAAGCUAAAGUCGUGGUCUUGAGUUGUGCAUGGUUGACAAGACUAUCGGCACUUGAGCUUCUCGAGGAGUCUGUGAGGCCCGACAUGGAUACUCUAAGUUACUGGAUCGAACGCUUUCGACCAUUGGUCGAGGCUAAUGGCGCAGAAGAAGAAGUGAUCGUUGUAAUUGCGAACAGAACAGGCGACGAAGGCGAAGCACCGAGGAUCGGCGAGGUUAGAUAUGCAGGAAGCAGCACAGUCAUGGGCUUAAAGAAGAGCGACAAGCAUGGCAAUGCACAAGUCAAAAUUUGGGAUGUGAUGGGACGUGCGCAAGACGGACUUCUGAUCAUCGACACUAACACACCAGCAAAAUUUAGUGUCAAGAGACAGGCACAACCUGAGAUGCCGAAUGUGGCAGAAGCAGAUCUAGAGCACAAACCGGUCAUGGAAACAGCCUUUGCAGCGAGCUGA